Molecule: messenger RNA, 1334 nt
Organism: Brassicogethes aeneus
Lineage: Eukaryota; Metazoa; Arthropoda; Insecta; Coleoptera; Nitidulidae
Source: the annotation of a GenBank genome assembly
UUCGGGCGACACCAUUCCAACGAAAGUGUUUGUGUGUAAUUUUUAUCAAAAACUAAAUAAAUGAUCUGAAAACACUACAAUAAACACCAAAAAAAUGUCUGAAACGACGGAGAUAAAUCCCUAUGUCUUUCUGGACGUAAGUUUCGGGGCUGCUAAAGCUGGAAGAAUUGUUAUUGAAUUGUACGAAAAUGUUGUACCGAAGACGGUGCGGAAUUUUAGGUCUCUGUGCACAGGGAUGCAAAUUUCCAAGUGUACGGGAAAACCAAUGCAUUAUAAGGGCACCAAAUUUCACAGAGUGGUUCCACAAUUCUUGGCCCAAGCCGGAGACGUGACGGAAAUAAGUGGCCAAGGGGGUGAAAGCAUAUAUGGACAAACUUUUGAUGACGAAAAUUUUAAAAUAUCGCAUAACACUGAAGGCAUGGUGGGUAUGGCAAAUAAUGGCCCCAACACCAACAGUUCCCAGUUUUACAUAACCACAGUUCCUUGUUCACAUUUGGACGGCAGAAAUGUGGCUUUCGGGCGGGUUGUUAAAGGCUUGAAUAUUGUUAUAGAAAUGGGGGAUAUUGCUAGGAAUAAUGAAACGCCAACAGAGGACAUAACCAUAACAGAUUGCGGCGAGUACGAGCCGGGUGAGCCGUUCAACAUCGAAGAAUGCGACGAAACGGAAGACAAAUACCCGCCGUGGCCAAACGACUGGGACGUGCCCGGUAGCGAAGAAAAAACCGUCCUCGACGCCAUAGAAAAAAUAAAAAACUCCGGCUCGCACUUUUUCUACAAGUCGAAUUUCACGGACUCCGAAAGGAAGUACAAGAAAGCCCUGAGAUACAUCGAUUGGUACCUGCUUGAGAGCGACGGUAAGAGCAACUGCGACCUGGAGAAGACCAAGUUGACGUUGCUGUUAAAUUUGGCAACGGUGAAGCAGAAGAUGAGGAAGUACAAGGAAGUCGUGCAACUGUGCAGUCAAGUUAUCGAGUCUCAUCCCGGCAAUGGUAAGGCGUACUAUAGGCGCGCGCAGGCGCGUCUGGGCAGCAAAGACUAUGACAAGGCUUUGGACGAUUUAAAUACAGCCAUAACUUUACACCCCAACGAUAAAAAUAUACAGGAUUUUUUGGAGCUGACGAAAAAAACCAAAUUGGUUUAUUUAAAACAAGAGAAAAAGGUGUUUUCCAGGUUGUUUCAGUAACUUUUAAUGUGAUAUAAGUGUAAAAUUUUAUUAUGUAUAAUCGUAUUUUUAGUGGAUGUAUUUUUUAUAUAUUUCAGAUUUACAUAUUUACCUAUGUAGUUCAUUGUUGCCUGUUUUGUUAAUUUAUUAUAAUAAAUUAUUUUAAAUCCAA